Molecule: messenger RNA, 1869 nt
Organism: Limulus polyphemus (Atlantic horseshoe crab)
Lineage: Eukaryota; Metazoa; Arthropoda; Merostomata; Xiphosura; Limulidae
Product: transient receptor potential cation channel subfamily V member 5-like
Exons: 13
Coding region: 1-1818 (605 amino acids)
Biological process (GO): calcium ion import across plasma membrane
Cellular component (GO): membrane
Molecular function (GO): calcium channel activity; protein binding
Source: RefSeq, a predicted model, not a curated record
AUGAUUGUUCUCUCAGGAGAAAAUGUUCUUCACAUGGCUAUCGUUAAUGAAGAUCCAGCGAUGGUCAAGUUCUUAGUGGACAACGGAGUUAACUAUCAUGAGCGUUGUAUCGGGAACUUUUUCUGCCCGGAAGAUCAAAAGGCUUCUAGAAUGGAUAGCCUGGAACACGAGACAGUGGACGUUGCUGUAAAGACCAACUAUGAAGGAUAUGUCUACUGGGGUGAAUACCCUCUUAGCUUCGCUGCAUGUCUGGAACAAGAGGAAUGCUACCGGCUGUUACUAGCGAAAGGAGCAGAUCCUAAUAGGCAAGAUACAAAUGGAAAUACAGUAACGCACAUUAUGGUGAUAUAUGAGAAGACUGAAAUGUUCAAUAUGGCUUACGAAUUAGGAGCUUCCAUUAACAUUGGGAACAGGCAAGGACUGACCCCGUUGACAUUAGCAGCUAAACUGGCCAGGAAAGAGAUUUUCAUCCACAUCUUGAAGAUCCAAAGAGAGAUCUACUGGCAGCUGGGGAGUAUAACAUGUGCAGCUUAUCCUCUUGAAGAGAUCGACACUAUUGAUAAUCAUACGGGGGAAAUAAAUAAAGUGUCAGCACUGAACCUCGUUGUUUAUGGGGAUAACAUUGCACAUUUAGAAAUGCUGGAAGGGUUAAUGGUUGAUCUAUUGAACGCCAAAUGGAACGGUUUUGUUAAAUUUCGAUUUUACCGGCAGUUUGCCACCUUUUUGGUCUACUUUACAAUCUCCAUCGUGAGUUUCGUUCUUCGACCAGGACCACUCGUCGUAAGUCAGAGAAGCCUUACACUUAACAGAACUCUACAGAGUGACAGCCAUUCUUUCAUCAAAGACAACACUACAAUUACAGGACCGGAUUAUUGUUAUCUAUUAAAUGCUGACACUGCUGUGGAAGUUCUUCGUUUAGUCCUAGAAGGGUUAACGGCAGGUGGUGCAUUUUUAUAUCUUAUCAACUCCGGAGUCGAGGCUCGUUUCCUUGGUUAUCAAACCUUCGUGCAAAACAUGAUGACAGUACCGUCGCGGGUUUUGUUUCUUAUCUCGUGCAUUCUUGUAAUUUUGAUGGUACCGUUAAGACUGGCGUGUUUUUGUCGUGCUGAGGAUAUCGUCGCUGUUUUCGUCAUGAUUAGCACUGCUCCGUAUUUUCUAUUCUUCUGCAGGGGAUUUAAGUUAGUUGGACCUUUCGUGGUUAUGAUCUACAAAAUGAUAAUGACAGACUUGCUACGAUUUGUAACGAUUUACUUGGUCUUUGUAAUGGGAUUUUCUCAAGCAUACUACGUCAUAUUCCUAACUCACAAUGGCGAAGGGAAUAACUUCUUCAAGAGUCCAGUAUCUAGCAUCAUGGCUAUGUUCGUCAUGUCUUUGUCGGAGUUUGGAGACAUGUAUGAGGCCUUUGAACAUACGGCUCAUCCUACUACCGCUAAAGUUCUGUUCAUCAUGUACAUGGCUCUAGUCACUAUUCUGUUGAUUAACAUGCUGAUUGCUAUGAUGGGGAAAACGUACCAGGACAUCGCCGAGAGAAGAAAUGAAUGGGUCAGACAGUGGGCCAGAAUUGUGUUAGUGGUAGAGAGAGGGGUGCCACCUUCUGAGUGUUUGAAGCAACUUCUCCGCUACUCUCAAGCCAUGGCCGACGGACGAAGAGCCCUCGUACUAAGGUUACAACAAAAUGAGGAAGAAAUGGAAGAGCUGAGAAAUCUGGGAGAACUAAAGGCCACCCAUCUCGAGAACAAACGACGUCGCGAAGAAGGAUCUAAUGUCCUCUCCCCUCGCAGCACCCCUUUUAAAGCACCCAGUACUAUAAGCCUGUGAAGUUGACCUUUCAUUAAUAAUUAUUAUUAUUACCGCACUUUCUGUGAGAUA